GCCCUGGGAGCUGCUCCCUGUGCGCCUCGUGUGCUGCGCAAGGCACCCACCGGCUCUGCUCCGAUUUGAGCGGCAGCAUAAGCACCUGGGAGUGUGACAUCUGUGCUGGCGUGGGCACAGCCUCCAGUGCCGAGUCGCAGCUUGCUGGUCCCAGCACUGCCAGCCAGGAGGCGGCGGGGCCAUCUCAUAGCUCCCCAGCACCUGAUGACAGCGGAUCUGCCUCCACCAGCCAGGCAGCAUUGGAGUCAUCUCCGAGUUCCCAGGUGCCUAAGCGCAGCAGCCUGUCCAGCCAGCCCGGGACAGGACAGAGGAAAAGCCAGAGACGUAAAUCCAACGAGCAACACCAAGGGAGCAGCCAGCAGGAAGUGGGGUACUCCAGCAAUUCCCCAGCGCCUGAACGCAGAAGGCAAUCCAGGCAGCAGGGCACAGGCCGAACAAGAAGCCGCUCUCCGCUCAAGGGUCGUGCCUCAAAUUCCCCGAGCCAGCUCAGAAGACCUCAUGGCAGCAGACGCUCUCCAGCCUCAGGUGCUGGCAGGAGCAUGCACACCUCUGCCAGGAAGAGGGCAUCCAACAAUUCCCCGGGGGCUGCAAACAAAAGAUGUCCAAGCCAGAGACAAA
Meleagris gallopavo (turkey) is the source of this 618-nucleotide messenger RNA. The record is from RefSeq and is a predicted model, not a curated record. Lineage: Eukaryota; Metazoa; Chordata; Aves; Galliformes; Phasianidae.